UCUCUGAAAGGCCAAGAAAGAGAAGUUUUAGUUGUUUUUCACGUAUAGAGACGAUCUCCUUGAAAUUGACAUGAUUCUCUGCCACUCUCGUCUUCUUCUGCUUCCAUUUUUCUGAAGUCUCUUUGAAAUUUCCUUUUCUCGCCUCGUUUUCUUCGGAGCCUUCUCUCCAACGUGUCUCUCGCCACUUAAAAAGGCAUGUGUCAUGUGCCAUGCAUGUGGUGGAGGUGAUCACAGAACUCAAUGAAGUGCAUCUUGUGGUAGCUGUCCUCUUGCAAUAAUGGUUGCUACUACAUUUCACCAUGCCAUUGGGACUAUUCAUGCCCAACGAUGUUGCAAUGGCUCUGAUUCUCAAAGACUGAUUUCGAAGGGUGGGACCGUUGGUAUAAGGUUGUCAGAAAGGAGAAUUGGGUGCUCUAGUGGGUUGAAAUCAGGCGCAAUUCAUGCAUCAACUUCACAUACUUCAGUAGUUGAUCCGGUUUUGUUACCCUCGAACAACAACAACAAUGAUUCCCGAAAGAAAUCAAAUGAAACUGCGUUAAUUUUGAUUCGCCAUGGUGAAUCAUUAUGGAAUGAGAAAAAUCUAUUUACGGGUUGUGUGGAUGUACCCUUGACUAAGAAGGGUGUGGAAGAGGCGAUUGAAGCUGGUAAAAGAAUAAGCAGCAUACCUAUCGACAUGAUCUAUACGUCAUCGUUAAUCCGUGCACAGAUGACUGCAAUGCUUGCUAUGACCCAGCACCGUCGCAAGAAGGUGCCUAUUAUUAUGCAUAAUGAGAGUGAACAAGCCAAAGCAUGGGGUCAGAUUUUCAGUGAAGAAACCAAAAAACAAUCAAUUCCAGUUAUAACGGCUUGGCAAUUGAACGAAAGAAUGUAUGGAGAGUUACAGGGUCUCAACAAGCAGGAAACAGCAGAUAGAUAUGGGAAGGAGCAAGUCCAUGAAUGGCGUCGCAGUUAUGAUAUACCUCCCCCGAAUGGUGAGAGUUUGGAAAUGUGUGCUCAAAGAGCUGUUGCUUAUUUCAAGGAGCAUAUUGAGCCUCAACUACUGACAGGGAGGAAUGUGAUGAUUGCUGCCCAUGGGAAUUCACUAAGGUCUAUUAUUAUGUAUCUCGACAAGUUGACUUCUCAAGAGGUUAUAAGCCUGGAACUGUCAACUGGCAUUCCUAUGCUUUACAUAUUCAAAGAAGGAAAAUUCAUCCGGAGAGGGAGUCCAGUUGGACCAUCUGAGGCUGGUGUCUAUGCUUAUACCAGAUUGUGGGUAAAAGCUGAUUGCCAUAUAUUUUCAAAUGCAGAGUUUGGCUCUGUACAGGCAGAAGUUGGAUGAAAUGUUACCCUGAUAUGUUAAUGUUAUGGAGAGGGCUUUGAUUCAUCAGAAUUCAUACCUAUAUCAAAAUGAGUAACUCUGAUAGUAGCAUAGCCUUUUCUUUUGUUUUAAUAUGCUUGAGAAAGCUAGUCUUUUCUUUACACCUAUUCAUUCAUACAUCAGUUAAUUGAUAAAAUCCAGCCAUUCCUCGUCUUGUUUGUAUUAGUUGGGCCCCAUCAGCCUAUGAUGAAUUUCAAACUUGUAAUGUAUGGUUAAUGUAACGGGACCUGUAAUUAGGGUACAUGAAUCUUGCAUUAUGGAGUUAA
Molecule: messenger RNA, 1623 nt
Organism: Magnolia sinica
Lineage: Eukaryota; Viridiplantae; Streptophyta; Magnoliopsida; Magnoliales; Magnoliaceae
Product: 2,3-bisphosphoglycerate-dependent phosphoglycerate mutase 1-like
Exons: 10
Coding region: 278-1318 (346 amino acids)
Biological process (GO): glycolytic process
Molecular function (GO): intramolecular phosphotransferase activity
Source: RefSeq, a predicted model, not a curated record